Oncorhynchus mykiss (rainbow trout) is the source of this 2536-nucleotide messenger RNA. NCBI's taxonomy places the organism in Eukaryota, Metazoa, Chordata, Actinopteri, Salmoniformes, Salmonidae. The record is from RefSeq and is a predicted model, not a curated record.
AUUUUCGGGAAUUUGAAUCUGGAUCGGCUAUCCCCGACCUCAGAUCAAUUGAAGAGUAUAUGUAUUGAUUUUAAUCUGACUCAAUUGAUCUCAAAACCCACACAGCUAAAUGUGAAAAACCCUGUUAACUCUUAAUUGAUUGAUUUCAUUCUUACAAAUAACCCCCACAAAUAUUUGUCUCGUAGAGUAUUUGCAUAUGAUCUCAGUGAUCUUUGUCCCAUAGUAUGUAUUAGUAUACAAAACAGAUGAACAUACUAAUCCUUGUUAAAUUAAGAAGAUAAAUUGCAAAAAGUUUUCUAAUCAAGUUCUUUUUAAUGACAUGUUCUACUCUGAUUGAGCCACCGUCCCCUGUAUUCCUGACCUUGAGUUGGCUCUAGAAAAUGUGUCCUCCAUAUUUACUCCUCUGGCAGAUAACCACGUCUCUUUUAAACAAUUCAGAGUCAAAGAUAGAUCGAACCCUUGGUUUUCUUCGGAAUUAUCUUGAGUUUAUUCAAAAGAGAAAUAAAGCCUGGGCUAAAGCAAGAGGAACUGACUCUGGUGGACUGGCAAUCUUUCAGACAAUUGAGAAACUGAUGUACUAUCUUGAUGAAGACAGCUAAAUCAACCGACAGCUUUUCAAGCUCUAUCUCAACAUUUUAGAAAACAGUAAAUCCACUGAAGCGUACACAUUCCUCUUCUUUCCUGCCUAUGAAUGCAGGUAGUUGGAUGAAUGCACCAUCUCUACAACCCAUGGAUCCAGGACAGGGGCAGUAGAUACCACCAUCUCUACAACCCAUGGAUCCAGGACAGGGGCAGUAGAUACCACCAUCUCUACAACCCAUGGAUCCAGGACAGGGGCAGUAGAUACCACCAUCUCUACAACCCAUGGAUCCAGGACAGGAGCAGUAGAUACCACCAUCUCUACAACCCAUGGAUCCAGGACAGGGGCAGUAGAUACCACCAUCUCUACAACCCAUGGAUCCAGGACAGGGGCAGUAGAUACCACCAUCUCUACAACCCAUGGAUCCAGGACAGGAGCAGUAGAUACCACCAUCUCUACAACCCAUGGAUCCAGGACAGGAGCAGUAGAUACCACCAUCUCUACAACCCAUGGAUCCUGGACAGGGGCAGUAGAUACCACCAUCUCUACAACCCAUUGAUCCAGGACAGGGGCAGUAGAUACCACCAUCUCUACAACCCAUGGAUCCAGGACAGGGGCAGUAGAUACCACCAUCUCUACAACCCAUUGAUCCAGGACAGGGGCAGUAGAUACCACCAUCUCUACAACCCAUGGAUCCAGGACAGGGGCAGUAGAUACCACCAUCUCUACAACCCAUGGAUCCAGGACAGGGGCAGUAGAUACCACCAUCUCUACAACCCAUUGAUCCAGGACAGGGGCAGUAGAUACCACCAUCUCUACAACCCAUGGAUCCAGGACAGGGGCAGUAGAUACCACCAUCUCUACAACCCAUGGAUCCAGGACAGGGGCAGUAGAUACCACCAUCUCUACAACCCAUGGAUCCAGGACAGGAGCAGUAGAUACCACCAUCUCUAUAACCCAUGGAUCCAGGACAGGGGCAGUAGAUACCACCAUCUCUACAACCCAUGGAUCCAGGACAGGGGCAGUAGAUACCACCAUCUCUACAACCCAUGGAUCCAGGACAGGGGCAGUAGAUACCACCGCCUUUCAAACACCGGGGAUGACAUAUCUGCAGGUUAUUCGCUGUCAUUGUCAUAGCUUGUACUGUAGUGUACCAACGGCUCAUUUCUACCACAACAGAAUGAUGACUGAGAUUCCAACACACAGGGUUUCAAUGCUCUUGGACAACAGAAAAGCGUAGACCAUUGAGACAUGAUGAUGGUGUCUAAGAUGUACUGUGUGCUCUCUCUGAUGUUGAACCAGAAGUGCACCAUGUGUUGCUCAUUCUGGUUAGUGUUGUAUGAUUAAGCCUGUGUGACGGUCUCCUCUUGGUGUAGUGAUCUCUGUCUGUCUUGAACUUUGUGUUGAUUAUUAUCUAGCAUGAUUAUGGAGCUAGCUGCUGUCUUAACAGCACAAAAAACACUCUAUUACAACUGACUGUUCAUUUUUAUUCUCAGGUUUCUCUCCUCAGUCUGUAUCCAGAGAGUCCAUUAUCUUUUGGCCAGGAUAAGGAUCUUAGACCUUGUCCUUGGUGGGAUUUUGGACCAACUCUGUUUCUGUAAAGAAGACACCUUGUCUGCAUCAUCACAUAGCCAACUGACAGCCAACUGACUGCCUCUGGCCUCCAUGCCUGUGUCUGUCUGCUUAGAGGACUGACUGACUGUUCUGAGACCUGACUGCCUCUGGCCUCCAUGUCUGUGUCUGUCUGCUUAGAGGACUGACUGACUGUUCUGAGACCUGACUGCCUCUGGCCUCCAUGUCUGUGUCUGUCUGCUUAGAGGACUGACUGACUGUUCUGAGACCUGACUGCCUCUGGCCUCCAUGUCUGUGUCUGUCUGCUUAGAGGACUGACUGACUGUUCUGAGACCUGACUGCCUCUGGCCUCCAUGUCUGUGCCUGUCUGCUUAGAGGACUGAC